Anoplophora glabripennis (Asian longhorned beetle) is the source of this 2614-nucleotide messenger RNA. RefSeq names its product digestive organ expansion factor homolog. Bases 121 to 2478 code for a protein of 785 amino acids. The record is from RefSeq and is a predicted model, not a curated record. Gene Ontology annotation, cellular component: nucleolus; small-subunit processome. Gene Ontology annotation, molecular function: rRNA binding; U3 snoRNA binding. Gene Ontology annotation, biological process: maturation of SSU-rRNA from tricistronic rRNA transcript (SSU-rRNA, 5.8S rRNA, LSU-rRNA). NCBI's taxonomy places the organism in Eukaryota, Metazoa, Arthropoda, Insecta, Coleoptera, Cerambycidae. The transcript has 5 exons.
AAACAAUAAAAAUGAGGUUAAAUGUUAAUCUCAUUGAAAUCUAUAUUUGAAAGUAAAAAAGUUCUCGCAAUAUCAGUUAUCGUAAGAAUUAAGUAGUUUUAAGAUUUUGUUACAUUAUAAAUGGCUCGAGGUAAAUUAAAAUAUAAAGAUGUUGUGGGAAAACAAACUGGACACAGGAAAAAUAUUAAACACCAAAGUAAGAAGCUUAAACCUCGAAAAAAAACCGGUUUACAAAAAAGUGAUAAUAGAAACACCUACAAACGAAAAUUUAAAGGCAAUAUUACAAGUGAAAUUGAAACUAAAAAGCAGAAAAUUGAAGAGCCUGUGGUUGAUAGUUCAUAUAGCGAAUCAGAUUCUGAAAAUGAUAUGAAAAAACUUCUUAAUACUUUUGGCAGUGAUUUAAAUAAUAAAAACUCUUUAGCGAUUGAAAGCAGUGAAAGUGGAACAGAUGAGGACGAUGAUGCAAAUAUUGAUGUUCCUGAAAAAAAAUCUGAAGAUGAUUUAGGAACCUCUGCAAGUGAGAGUGAAGAUAUUGAAUUAGAUGAAGAAAAAAAAGUUGUUCCUAAUGAUUCAAUUGGUAGAGAAGAUGUAGGAGUGCCAGAGAAAGAGAAUUCUGAGGAGAAAUCUGAAGAAGUGGAAAAUGACAUUGAAGAUGCUGAGGAGAUUGACCUAGAAAUACAGGAUGAGGAUGGUGAUAACGAAAAUUUAAAAGAUCCUUUUGUAAAACAUGUCGGAUUUGAUUUACAUGAUAGCCUUUUAGAAUCAGUACAAAACAGUCCAAUGUCUGUUAAUCAUUACAGUAAAUUUUGGCCUAAACUGGGAAAAAUUUUUUUACAAAUUCCAAAAUGUGAUAAAGUUAUCAAUGAACAGAAUGAAUUUAGUAUUUCUGAGAAAAAAGAUUAUGCUCCCCCUGGAGAAGUACCUAAAGAGGUUGAUGUAAAACAUAUAAAACCACAAGAUUUAUAUUUAAAAAGUCAAAUAUGGAAUAACUUACAUACAUCUAACAAAAAUAAUGUAUUAAAUCCUAAAGACAUGUUUACACCUCUGCAAGGAGAAAUUUUUGCCAUUAUAAAUAAUUAUCAGGAUUUAUAUUAUCCUGAACGAACAGUUCAUAAUGCUGAAGAAAUAAGAUAUACUUAUUGUUUACAUGCAGUUAAUCAUAUACUGAAAACUCGUCUCAAAGUAAUUCAUCAUAAUGCCAGAUUGUCUAAAAAAGAUGAAGUUCCAGAACAAUUUCGAGAUCAAGGUUUAGUAAGACCAAAGGUUCUAUUUAUUGUACCAUUUAAAGAUGCAGCUUAUAAAAUUAUUCAGUUAAUAAUAGAUAUUAUCCUACCUAAAGACAGAGGCAGUGUGAUGAAUAAAAAACGAUUUAUCGAAGAUUACACAGGCAAUGAACUUAUCUUGCCAAAAAAGAACCCCAAACCUGAAGACUACGAACACACUUUUAAGGGAAAUACUAGUGAUGAUUUUAAAUUAGGGAUAACUGUAACAAAGAAGAGCUUGAAGCUUUAUGCUAAUUUUUACUCUUCAGACAUAAUCAUAGCAUCUCCUUUGGGACUCAGGACAGUGAUAGGGGCUGAAGGAGAACAAGAACGUGACUAUGACUUCUUGGCAUCGAUAGAAUUAUUAAUAUUAGAUCAGACAGAAAUAUUUUUCAUGCAGAACUGGGAUCACGUUGUACACAUUCUGAGUCACAUGCAUCUACAGCCUAAAGAAUCCCACAAUACCGAUUUCUCUAGAGUGCGAACGUGGAGUUUGAAUGGUUGGGCAAAGUACUACAGACAGACAUUGAUUUUUUCUUCCUUUGUGCUACCAGAGAUAAACGCAAUUUUUAAUAGGAAAUGUUUAAACUACGCAGGAAAAGUUAAAGUGAUAAAUCCGAUUGAAUUUGGCUCUAUAACUCAGGUGUUUGUUCAAAUUCCACAUGUUUUCCAAAGGUUUGACGCUCAGAAUGCCACUGACGCUAUAGAUGCCAGAUUUAACUUUUUUAUAAAUAAAGUAUUGCCACAGCAAAGGGAGGGGUUGAUGAAGCAAACUUUAAUUUUUAUUCCAAAUUAUUUUGAUUAUGUGAGAGUGAGAAAUUACUUCAAGAAGGAAGAUAUUGGAUUUGUUCAAAUAUGUGAAUAUUCAAAGGAAGGUAAAGUUGCCAGAGCAAGGGAUAUGUUUUAUCAUGGAGAUGCACAUUUUUUAUUAUACACCGAGAGAUAUCACUUUUUCAAUAGAAAACGUAUUAAAGGGAUACGACAUCUUGUAUUCUACCAGCUCCCUAUAUUUCCACAUUUCUAUUACGAGAUGUGCAAUUUGAUGCAGGAGGCUAAUGUGAAUAGGAAGAUUGGAAGCAUGUCAAAUAUGACUGUUACCGUCAUUUAUUCAAAGUAUGAUGUUCACCAGUUGUCUGGUGUAGUAAGUACUGAAAGAGCGGCUAAAAUGUCCCAGUCAGACAGAAAAGUUCAUCUAAUGGUUACGGGAGGUGACUAAUUUAGCAUUUUUAGUAAAAUCUAUAAUUUGUUUUGUAUAUGAAAUUAUGAAAUUAUAUAAAAUUAAUAUGCAGCUGUACAUAUUCUGCUUAAUAAUUUUUUUUAAGAAACUAAUUUUUGAGUAUUUAUGUAAAAAA